CGCGUUCGGUGGGUUCCGCGGGCUUUCUCGCAAAAGUGCGGCGGCUGCUUUUCCCAGCUUCAGCUAGGCGGCAACAAGGUUCUCGUAGCGCACCGGGCUGGCGCGGAAGGGAGCCAAUGGUCCGGCUUAGACACCUGCCUCUGCUCCUGCCCAACGCCCUGAGACACCAGCCCUGCUUUAAGGCGUUGUUUGGAGACAAGGCAUGAACAGUUCGUAGAGCAGUGUCUGGCACAUACCAAGUCUCACUGUCACCCAGGCUGGAGUGCAGUGGGGCGAUCUCAGCUCACAGCAACCUCCGCCUCCAAGGUUCAAGCGAUUCUCCUGCCUUAGCCUCUCAAAUAGCUGGGAUUACAGGUUCUGUAAUCCAAGAUGUCUAUAAAGAGCUGGGAUAUCACUAGGAAAUCAUCUUCAUCCAGACUUAUUCCUGAGUGGAAGAACUUGAAGUUCCUCAUAAAUAAGAUCCUGAAGGACAUAAAGCAAAGCGUUGAUCUCAUUUAAUGAGUGAAUGAAUUGUUUGUACAUAAAGGCUGGAAAGGAGAAAAGGAAUGAUGAUUAGCUAAUGGAAUAAGAGACUGAUGAAGAACCAAAGAAUGAUGUGGUUCUACUGAGUGACUGGCCUGAGACUCUAUACCGGGAGUCUCACCAUCCACAGAACAAACCUUUUGUCUGCUUCUACUACUCCAUCAAGGUCAACUGUUUUGUCUCCUUAAACUGGAUGGAACCCUGUGGAAAAAUGCAGGCAGUACUUUGGAUACAGAAAAAGGGUACAGAAAUGAAAGGAAUGGUAGAGAAGAUGAGGCUUCGCAUGAUGGAUCAGCUGCCGCCCAUUCAAGCAAUGGUCCACACAGGUUCCUACCACAUGUUAAUUGCUUACUGUGGUGACAUGCACCUGAGGCUUUUUGGAGAUCACCGUCGAGCGUUCAGAUUUCUGGGUACAGUGCCCUGUCAUUUCUCCACCAGCUGCCUCUUCUAUGAUCCAGAAGCUGAGUUGCUGCUAUCUGGUACCCUGGGGGCUGUGGUUACCUGGUUUAUCUUACCAAAUGGCAUGGGCAUCGAGAUGGCUCAAAUAGUACCUAUGGCUGAUCAUGAGCUUGUACAGGGAUUUUCCCUGAAUGGCCCCCAGGGAUCCCUGUUGGCUCUGUGUGAGGAUACAGUGAGGGUCUUCAUUCACCGGGGUCAGGGCCAGCUGGAAGAAGUGAAGAAGUUCACUCCUGUCGCCAGUGGCUCUUCCAUCACUUGCUCCUUUACUUGUGUCUCUCAGGGCAAUUUCUAUGUUGGAAACAGGUCUGGAGAGAUCCACGCUUGGGGUUUAGACCAAGGUAACUUCCUCCACAGCUUUCAAGCCCAUUCCUCAUCAGUGAUAUGUAUCCAUAGCCGGCCAGAGAUCCACACCUUACUAACAGCAGGCAGUGAAAGCAUAGUGAGGGAAUGGAAUCUCACUUAUGGGAACUUGCUGCGGCAGCUGAAUAUUGACGAGGAUCUUCAGAGACUGCAGUUUAUUGAUAAUACCACUUUUUUCUGCCAGACCACCUACAGUUUUUCAUUGCAUCACCUUCCCUACUUUUAUAGCCUCUUCAAUGUCUGUGGUUCUGCUCCCCAGCAGGUGCAGCGGGUCUGCUGCGGCCAUAACUGGACUCGGAUUCUAUGUGCCACUGAGGAUGGUUUAUUGCGCUUCUUGUCUCCAGCAACAGGGGAUCUCCUGGUUAUCACUUGGCCUCUACUUGUUAUGGAUAAGGCUUUGGCUUGGGCCUAUGACUUAGAGAGAGAGGAACUCUUUCUGGCAAUAGGCAGUUCAGAGGUGCUGGUGUUUGAUGCAACAUGCUCUCCUUGUACGGCCAAGUAUCUUGUGUGCACUUCAGCAGACCGUAAGGAUAGAGUAAGAUGCUUGGCCUAUGGGAGGUCCCAUCUGCAAAAAGGCCUAGGAGGAUUGAUGUUCUGUGGGCAUGACAGUGGCAUUGUGAGAACCCUUUCCCACUAUAGUUGUGCCCGAAUAGAGAAUACUGUUCACUCUGGGGCAGUAUUGGCAUUGUCUACCCUGGAAGGCCCUCAGGAAAACGCCUUGCUCUGUUCCUAUGGCAUUGAUAACAUCAUACACUUGACAGAGGCCGUGCUUCAGGUGAACAAGGUAGUCCUUCAGCCUGUCAGCAAAAUCCUCUGUGGCUGCCCCCUAAAACGUGUGAUACUCUUGCCAGGUUCUGUGGGUGCCAUCACUGAAAGCUACUGCUGGCGUCUCUGGCACUAUGAAGGCUUUCUGACAUCUUCAGAAUCAAAACAGAGCUUUGUGUGGAGAGAGACAAAAUGCCUGCAUGAGUGUGACAUCACUUCAUUUGAUGUCUGCCUUCCCCUGAAACUUUUUGUCACAGGUGGCAUUGAUGGCUCAGUCCGGAUCUGGGACUUCCACGGUAGACUUGUAACCGAGUUCGACUCAGCCCUGCAUUUUGGACCACUCUGCUUUGCCAAUAAUCGAGGUGACCUGUUGUUGACUUUCAACCAGAGUAUCUACAUAGUAUCUUGCUUAAAGCUGCUCCCUCCAGCUUAGCUGGUUCACCUGCGUAUCCUAAAAAAUGCAGAUGAAAUACAAGAAGUCCCUAAACCCUUCCUUCCUAGCUUCUUCUUUAUGUUUGAAACAGUAUUUGUACCCAGAUUUGUCUACCUUGGAAAAGGGUGGCAGGAAUUACAGGGGCUAGAGACCCUUGUCAACAAACGGUUCAUUGCUUUUGACAAUACUGUGCCUCAUGUUGUAGAAGAAGAGAGAAGCACAUCCCUUGUGAUUCAAAAGACCAAAUUUCCUCUUUUGGAGGAUAAGGAUAUUGAUUUCUCUACUCUUGAUUCCAAGUAUAAUCAUCCCCGACAUGAGGUUCCUGCUCCGUUGCAGCUGGCUGGCUGCGAUGGAUUCAAUGCCUACCAAAUGCUACAGUGCUUCUUUGGUCAAGGGCGGCAAUGGCCCUUUGCUCCUGAUGGCUACAUCCCCAACUCAGUGAUCCGUGCCCGCCUUUGGCCUGAGGGUACCCCAGUCUUCCUAUACUGUGAUCUGUAUUCAUCCUACCAAGUUAAGGACUGGGACUUGUCAUCUAUGACUCUAGUAGAAGAGAAAAUUUCAAGGAGUCAACAAAAGGAUAAAUCCAAGGUGCGAAAAGGAACUUCCCUCGAUAUUCUUGAAAGCAUGGCAAACCAAAAUUGGAUGAGAAGAAAAUAUAGUGGAAGGCUUAUGGAUGAUUUAAUAGAGGCCAUCCUCAACCUCACAAUUUACUGCUCUGUAGAGGAAUACAAGAGAUAUUUUAGGGUACUUAAACGUAUUUUUGCCACUUGCCAGAUAUCUUCAGAGUUGGUUUCUAAGACUGCCCAUCGCCUCCUACAAGAUACAACCCAUUCCAAUCCACGUAUCCGUGAACUAGCCUGGGAGGUGCUGGAUAGGCUAGGCCUCAUGAACCAUCAUUUUGCUAUUCCACUGGCUAUGGGAUUGAUGGACAGUGAUGAGAAUGUGCGGGCUAAGGCCUUAUACCUUAUGGUAAGUCACAGGCAUCCAAACCAAGACCAGGCUGGUACACCUGCUGAAGAAACAAGAAACUCUCCAGAAAAUGCAGUAAGUUGGAUGGUGACCUUCUCCUCUUCUGGUUCCUUCCAUCUCCUAUCCUCCAAAAUCUGACUGUUUCUUCCCAUUUCAAAAACGCUUUUUAAAUUCUAUUCCUUCCAGGCACAGUGGCUCAUGCCUGUAAUCCCAGCACUUUGGGAGGCCAAGGCAGGCAGAUCACCCAAGGUCAGGAGUUCGAUACCAGCCUGGCCAACAUAGUGAAACCCUGUCUUUAUUAAAAAUACAAAAAUUAGCCGGGUGUGGUGGUGCAUGCCUGUAGUCCCAGCUACUCGGGAGGCUGAGGCACAAGAAUCGCUUGAACCCGGGAGGCGGAUGUUGCGGCAAGCUGAGAUGGUGCCACUGCACUCUAACCUGGGCAACAGAGUGAGACUCAGUCUC
Gorilla gorilla gorilla (western lowland gorilla) is the source of this 3970-nucleotide messenger RNA. RefSeq names its product WD repeat-containing protein 87-like. The transcript is spliced from 7 exons. The record is from RefSeq and is a predicted model, not a curated record. Bases 716 to 2539 code for a protein of 607 amino acids. Gene Ontology annotation, molecular function: protein binding. Lineage: Eukaryota; Metazoa; Chordata; Mammalia; Primates; Hominidae.